AUGCCUCCAAAAGCAGCAGUAGACAAGGCCAAGCAAAAAGAAAGAGAAAAGAUUGCCGUUGACAAGACCUUCGGCUUGAAGAACAAAAACAAAAGCAAGGUGGUGCAGAAAUACAUCAAGUCGAUCACCAACAAUGCCUCGGGUGCACCCAAAGGCGGCAAGGAACAACAAGAAAGAGACGCCAAGGAAGCGAAGCAGAAGGAGUUGCAAAAAGCUGCACUGAUGAACUCCUUGUUCAACAUGUCCACUGACAAGAAAGGCAGAGCAUUUGACCCAGUAGCCAAGAAAAAGGCCAAGCAGGCGGAAGAAGAAGCGCUGGCGGCGGGGAAGAAGCUCAAAGAUGAGGAGAAGAAGGACAUCAUCGAAGGAGUUGCCAACACCAUCCGCCUGACGAACCCCAAAACUGGCAUUCGAAUGUCGGAAAUUGGCGGUCAUCCCAUCAUCCAGGCCCUGAAAACCAAACAUGCUGAUGCCUUCAAGAUCCUGCAGUUGCUCCUCUUCAUCAAGGCCCAUGACAAGGUCUUUUGGGUCGACGAUCCUGACAGCACCAACCCCACCAUUCGAUGUCUAGAAGACGUGGAAGCUGAAGUGGCCCCGGACUCCCGACCCAUUGAGGAAAUCAUCGAGGAACGACGGGCUGCGCUACCACCAGGUGGAACUCCCGUUACUCUGGAGACCUUCAAGGCAUGGAAGGAGAAACGUGAGGCUGAGCGGUUAGAGCGUGUUGAGCAGGAACGUCUCGAGAAUGCCAAAAAGACCGGUGGCACCAAAGGCUUGGUCGGCAUGAGUGGACGAGAUUUGUUCACUUACGACGCGUCACUUUUCAAAGACGAAGAGGGUGCUGUGUCUGCAGAUGAGUACGAUGAACGAGAAGAAGAUCCUCCUGAGGAGGAGGAGAACGACGGCAAGACCAAGGGCGUGGCCUCCGAGCUCCAAGACGACGGCGCCGAGGCCGAGGACGCGGAGGACGCGGAGGACGACGAGGCCGCGGACCCGGCGGCGCGCGGCAGCAACGAGGAUGCGGCCGCCAUCAACGAGAAGCUGUUCUUGCAGGAGGAGGAGCUUCCGGAUGACGACGACGACGAGGCGUUUGGUGGAAGCGCGUGGAAGACUGAGAAAUUUUGUUUCGCAUUUUCACACCAAGUGGCGGCGCCAGCACGGGGCCCCCGUCCGGACGCGACCCCGAGCUGCGCAGGAGACCUGCUACAGCAGAUCAACCGCUGCAAACACGAGCGCGCCUAUUUAAGGGAGGCAGAUGUGUGGCGCUACCUGGACGGAAUGUGCCAAGGUCUCAAGGCGUUGCACGACUUGCGUAUUUUGCAUCGGGACCUGAAAUGUGCCAAUGUGUUUCUGAGCCACUCGCGCGAUGGGUUGAUCGCCAAACUCGGCGAUUUCAACGUAUCAAAGGUGGCGAAACGGGGUCUCUGCAUGACGCAGACGGGCACACCGUACUAUGCUUCGCCCGAGGUGUGGAGGGACAUGCCGUACGAUGCGAAGAGUGACAUGUGGUCUUUAGGCUGUGUGCUGUAUGAAAUGGUAGCAUUGCGACCACCCUUUCGAGCAGAAGACAUGGAGGGCCUGUACCACAAAGUGGUUCGUGGCCAAUAUCCACGAAUUCCUGCUCACUAUGGCCAAGAUUUGGCGGAUGUCAUCGCUGCACUACUGCAGGUCCACCCACGGAAUAGGCCCAGCGUGGAGCAAUUGCUGCAGAUGCCACAGAUGAUGCGGCAUUCCAUUGGCCUUCGAGAGGAAACUCGACCAGCCGGCGACCUGCUUUCAACGAUCAAACUGCCGAAGAACGCGAUUGAUUUGAGUGGCUGUUUGCCCAAGCCGCGCUAUGUACCUUCCGAUGAGGUCCUGCUGCACGACCAGGACCUGGGCCCCCACGUGCCGCCGGCAGAGCGGCCGCCCCCGGAGCGGCUGCCGGCCUCGGCGCAUGCGCACCAAGCGCCGCCGCACGGCAGCGCGCCGGGCAGCGCGCAGGCACCACAAGCGUCGCAGGCGCUUGCGGCGCAUGCACCGCAGCCGCCACAAAUGCCGCGGGGAGAAGACGUGAGGCAUCGACCUAAAGCAAGUCCACUUUCAGAUAGUCAGAGCCGACCUCCCCUACCACCUCGACCACCUCGUGAGCGCCUUGCGCCCUCCAGCGAGGUAGCAUCUCCUCGCGACCGUGGCGCAGACCGCGACCGUGGCCCCGGCGUUGCUGGACCUGUGGCCCCAGUGGCUGUGAACGUGGAUAGCCUUGAUGCCUACCUGCAGCAACGAGAGAAGGCUGGCGAGGAGAGAGACCGUGGAGACCGUGGAGCCCGGGGGCACGUUGUGCACGACCGGCGACGCCGAGAGGAGGCCCAGGGGGCCCCGGGGGCCCCGAGUACCCGGCCCUUGCCUCCAUUGGAUCCGGCCAGCAGAGGCGCCAGCCAUGCCGGCCACGCGUAUGCCGCCCUGCAACUCCCCUCACAUACCGGCUUGUUUCCAGCGUUCUGCCGCGCUGCUAUGGCUUCAGAGACCAUGGCACAGCAGGAGCAAGAUGCCCUGUUGCCUGACGAUGAAGAGUUGUUGCAGUCCAAGAUGGAACGAGCUCGCCGAUAUCAACGUGCGGGUCUAGCGUGCGCGGGAAUCUUUGCUGUGUCGUUGCUGCUCACAUUUUUGACCAGGGAGGAACCCUCCUUCCGCGGCAAGGACGAUGCCCGGGGCUUCAUUCGUUACAGCGAUCCGGUGGAGGUUGACAUCGAUCAGGCGACGAAGGAAUACUCCACGUAUUCCUAUGAUGCCCAGCCCUCGGGGAACCUCUUCUAUUCACCCCAUGCAGCCACGAGCAACGUGGCACCGGCCACUUACGGAGUCCCAAGCGCAGCAAGCAUCUCGAGCACAGCGGCGAGUUCAAAACGAUGCAUCCUUUGCAACCCGAAUCAAUGCACCUUGGACUACAGCGGCAAGGGCGCAUGGACCUCAUGCCCAGCCUCGCAGAAAUACUUCUCCGAGGCACAUUGCAAAUGUGUCAGCAGUUGCUCUGAUCCCUCCGGUCAUGUGCCGACCUGCAAUUUGUGCGAGAACUGCUACACCAAAGCAUGCCUGAUUGACGGUCGCUAUUUGCAGUGCGGGGCGGCUACACCCUACUGGGAGCCAAACAAGAAGACCUGUGCCAGCUUGUGCCAACCUCCUCCGGGACCUUCGCCGUCGCCGUACAGCCAGAGGUAUCCCACACCCAUGCCGAGUCUCGCAGAGAUUUGGGACGUUUUGAAGUCACGGUGUUGGGAUGUUGGCAGCAUUUGUUGA
Molecule: messenger RNA, 3276 nt
Organism: Cladocopium goreaui
Lineage: Eukaryota; Dinophyceae; Suessiales; Symbiodiniaceae
Source: the annotation of a GenBank genome assembly